Bactrocera tryoni is the source of this 674-nucleotide messenger RNA. Its product is annotated as forkhead box protein D3-like. The coding region runs from base 38 to 580 and encodes 180 amino acids. The transcript is spliced from 2 exons. NCBI's taxonomy places the organism in Eukaryota, Metazoa, Arthropoda, Insecta, Diptera, Tephritidae. The record is from RefSeq and is a predicted model, not a curated record.
UUGCGGCGGUAAAAAACCAAACACAACAACUGCCAAAAUGCAACGUUUCAUCUGUGCUUUAUUCUCGGUGUUGGCACUCGCGCAUGCCCUUCCUUAUGGCGGCUCGAGCAGCAGCAGUAGCAGUGGCGGUUAUGGCGGCAGCAGCAGUGGCGGUUACGGCGCGCCAGCUGCAGCACCCGCUCCAUCUUAUACCAGCGGCGAUGUAAUUGUGUCACAGGAACCCGCAGUCUUGUAUAACAUUCCUGCACCAUCGGCUUGGAAUAUAUCGCCAGCUAGAGCAGCCGGUCCAGUGCUAACACCGGUUGACGCUAGGACUAUCUCAGGAUCUGGUACGGCAUCAUCGUUGAUUGGCAUCUCAUCGCGUCCAAGUGCCAUCGCUGCUGCGGCUUCUGCUAAUGUGCCUUUGAAUGCUGGUUCCUACAAGCUAUUGAUUGUACCCUCCUAUGAAGUGCCCAAUAUUGUGGGACCUGAACCUGCUGUGCCCAAGUCGCCCGCUGGUGUUGGUGCUGGUGGCAGUGGCGGACAGGGUUAUGGCGGUCAAGGCUAUAGCGCUCCGGCUAGUCAAGUGAUCAGUUAUUAAUUGCUUUAAUAUUGGCUACAAACAUCUCAAAUGCAAGGAAGCAAAAUUACUGUUAAAUACAUGAGCUCCAAGAGCAAAUUCCUUAAUUAAUGAA